UUUCAUCACAACUAGUACUUUGCUUCAAAGAGCAUACAACUCUUAGUGAUCAUUCUCCUACUCCUCAAGAUCAAUGGCAAAUACUAAAGAGCACAUAGUAAUGUUCCCAUUCAUGUCACAAGGCCAUAUAAUACCUUACCUAGCCUUGGCCCUCCAAAUAGAACAAAGAAAGAACUACACAAUAACCUUUGUUAACACCCCUCUCAACAUCAAGAACCUCAGGUCCUCUCUCCCUCCAAACUCCUCCAUUCGCCUCCUUGAAAUCCCUUUCUCCAGCUCUGACCACGGCCUGCCUCCAGACACUGAGAACACCAACGUCCUUCCCUACCAUCUCAUCAUCCAACUCAUUGAAGCCUCCACUUCUCUAGAACCAUCAUUCAAGAAACUCAUUGAAAACUUCAUUGAACAAGGCAACCCUCCACUUUGCAUUAUUGCCGACAUAUUCUUUGGAUGGACUGCCAGCAUUGCUAAAGAGCUCAACGUUUUCCAUGCAAUCUUUACUGUUAGUAGUGCGUAUGGAUUGGCAUGUUAUUAUUCUCUCUGGAUGAACCUGCCUCACGGGAAGGAGAAUUCAGAUGAGUUUUCUUUGCCUGACUUUGCAGAAGCUUCAAAUGUUCAUAUUACACAGCUGCCAACAAAUAUAUUGGAGGCUGAUGGUACUGAUGCUUGGUCGGUUUUUCAAAGCAAGAAUCUUCCUGAGUGGGUGAACUCUGAUGGGAUUUUGGUUAACACUGUGGAGGAGUUUGAUAAGGUGGGAUUGUUGUAUUUUAAACGUAAACUUGGAAGCCCUGCAUGGCCGAUUGGGCCAAUUCUUUUAUCCAGGGAAAACAGAGAAGGUGGUAUGAGUCUAGAUUCUUGCAUUGAGUGGCUUAAUACUAAACCUUUGAAGUCAGUUCUAUAUGUAUCUUUUGGGUCACAGAAUGCCAUCUCUGCCUUACAAAUGAUGCAAUUGGCUAUGGGGUUGGAAGCUAGUGACAAGAAUUUUAUCUGGGUGAUUAGGCCACCAAUUGGAUUUGAAUUGAAUACAGAAUUCAAGGCAAAAGAAUGGCUACCAAAAGGAUUUGAAGAAAGAAUCAAAGAAUCAAGAAGAGGGAUACUAGUGUAUAACUGGGCACCCCAGGUUGAAAUUUUGUCCCAUAAGGCUGUGUCUGCAUUUUUAACACACUGUGGAUGGAAUUCUGUGCUAGAAGCGCUUAAUCAUAGUGUGUUGCUGAUUGGUUGGCCGCUGGCGGCAGAGCAGUCCUUCAAUGCAAAGUUGUUGGAGGAAGAGAUGGGAGUUUGUGUGGAGGUAGCUAGGGGGAAAAGCAAUGAGGUUAGACAUGAAGAUAUAGCUGCAAAAAUUGAGUUGGUGAUGAAUGAGACACAACAGAAAGGGAAGGAAAUGAGAAGGAAAGCUUUUGAGGCUAGGGAGAUGAUCAGGAAUGCCAUUAAAGAUGAGGAAGGUUUCAAAGGGUCAUCUGUCAAAGCAAUGGAUGAAUUUUUUAGUGCUGCAUUAUCAAUGAGGGAGAAGACUAUGAGGGAACAGAAUGUUGCUGUUUUGAUUGAAGGAAAAAGAAUUUAGAAGAAUAACCAAGUGAAUAAAACUUGUCCUAAUUUGUGUUUUCUAUUUAGUAGAUCAAAUUGCAUCUCUCUCUAAAAUGGCAAUGCCAUUUGCUUUGGCGCAAUUUGAGGUUUAAUUUUUAUCUAGCUCUUGCACAAGUUCAAUUCUGUGGGUAUGUUUCAAGGCUUUCAGCCUUUCACUCAUUUGGCUGCCUAAUAGUAAAUGUUACUGCAUUUUAUAUUA
Molecule: messenger RNA, 1783 nt
Organism: Quercus robur (English oak)
Lineage: Eukaryota; Viridiplantae; Streptophyta; Magnoliopsida; Fagales; Fagaceae
Product: UDP-glycosyltransferase 92A1-like
Exons: 1
Coding region: 74-1561 (495 amino acids)
Molecular function (GO): UDP-glycosyltransferase activity
Source: RefSeq, a predicted model, not a curated record